Linum trigynum is the source of this 2226-nucleotide messenger RNA. The record is from the annotation of a GenBank genome assembly. NCBI's taxonomy places the organism in Eukaryota, Viridiplantae, Streptophyta, Magnoliopsida, Malpighiales, Linaceae.
AAAUUCAUUCAUGGUUCAUGUUCCUGCUCCUUCGAUUAAGAGACUGAAUUCCUCAGCUCUCUCCUUCUUUUGUUAUUGUUUUUGUCUUCGUUGCCUCCUCUUUCGGCUGCAAGAGUAGAUCUGAAUUGGAUCGAUUUCUUGCCAGCUUUGUUCUAGAGGCACAAAUUGAAAUCCUCGGUGGGGAAUUUUAUGUCAGAUUUGGCUCUUCUCCUUCUCUGACUUCCCUUUCUUUGGCACAUUAUUCAUUGCUCAUCUUCUCCGGGUUUUUUUUCCACCCGCUGCUUGUAUAUACUUAUUAGUUGCUUACUUGCUGCUGAGUUUGUGACCACGUACCUGGGCAACAUGGGUAUCUGGGGAGCAUCAGAAACUGCUCAACCCGUCGGUUUCCAUAUCUGCUAGCUCACUGAUUUUGAAUCGAAAACCAGGAACAUGAUCGAAUUGGCUGAAUGUAGGUUGGGGGUUUUUUUUAAUUCGGCUGGGCAUGGUCAGUUCUCAAUCUCCAGUUCAAGAUGAGUUGAGCCGAGCCAAUAUGGUGAUCGCUGACCGGAUUUGAAUACAGCACCAAUCUGCUUGUUUGAGGAAAGCCCCCUAAUUUACACUCAGCCAAAUUCCAAACACCAGUUUCACACUCCUUCCUGACCCCUAAUCCUACUAUCAGAGAUGGCCUAAUUUCUUCUCUCAAAUUCGUACUUGUAGGUAGGGACGCUCAAAAGCAUUGAGCUUUAAUUAAAAACAUGACUCUUUAAUCCAAAGUAUUGAGCUUGUUUGAGGAAUUCUAAUAAGAAGGUAGUAGGCGAAACAUGGAUACAGUAUGGACCCCACCCAAAUAUGAAAUCGAGUUGUGAAGAUAAUGGAACCAAUUGAAAAUAACGGAGAGGGCAUUGAGCCCAGAGCCAAUAAUACAGGAAGAGGGCAGAAGUCGAGAAGCAGUCCCAAACUCAACAUUCAAAACAAGGUUGUCAAACCGGUUUAUGUCAGUGUGCCGGUUUAGCAAAUGGAAUGGUUCAACUGGUGGCACAUACCGGUUUGUGCCGAUUCAUGCCGGUCAAUAUUACAAAUAAAAUUAAAAUACUCAUAUUAGUGUAAUUUUUUUCGGAUGUGUGCUAUUUUUGUAUUUUUUUAAAAAGGCCCUAUUUCUGGACCAAGACCGCAUUUUGGCCAAGCGGUUUUAGGUAUGACCUACAGAAAACACUUGGCCGAGGUGCGGUUUUGGCCUGACCUAUUAAAACCGCAUCAUGAAGGUGCGGUUUGUUUCUCCUAAACAAAACCGCACCCUCAUUGUGCAAUUUUGCCAUACAAACCGUAGCUUGGAGGUGCGGUUUUGGUCAAUCAAUUUCCGACAUACCAUGCAGACGUAACAGACGUGGGUCUGCAUGGCAAACGAAAACCGCACCUCUAAGGUGCGGUUUUCAUCAGUAAUUUUGCCUAUAAAUGGUCUCUCGGACAACCACUUCUCUUCACACCUCUCCUUCUCUCUUUUCAAUUUUAUGUUGUAGCUCUAUAUUUCUUUAGUAGUUUUGCGAUUAACGUUAACUCGUAAGUUUAUUUAGUAUUACUUUUUAUUGUUAUUUUUUAUUUUUGAUUGCUAUGAUAUUAACCGAACUAUGGUUUUAUCGCAGAUGGCAUUCCAAAAGUUCACGCUUGGUUUACGGUGGAUGGUUACACGGAAGAGACCAGAAAGGGGGUCACCUACGUAGGUGGCAAUUUUCAGAAGAUAAAGGUCGCUACCAGACCGCUGCUUGAAGACCUCCAUCAAAUGUGCACUAACGUUACUUGCAUGGAUGGCACGAGAAGAGUUGAUCGUAUGGUGUACCGAUAUCCAAACAGAGAAAGUGGGUCAUUGUGGCAUGCGGAAUAUCUCAUAACCACUCAGGAUGAUGCCAUGCUCGAAUUCAUGAGGUCCAACAAUCUUUCCAAAGCCGAGAUGUUCGUUUACACCGAGCCGGUCGCAGGCGUUGGAGGUCAUUCUGGACACGGUCAAACAUCUGGUAUCCAUGGUGGAGGUGAAUUAUAUGGCGAUCAUCCCUACCAAAGUUACCAUGAUCCUCAUUCAUAAUAAUUUAAAGAGAUACAUACAUAUUAUCAUAAAACAAACAUCCUAAAUUAAUUAACAUAAUAACAUUCUAAAUGAAUAAUAAUUUAAAGAGAUACAUACAUAUUAUCGUAAAACAAACAUACUAAAUUAACUAAAAUAAAUGACAUUGUUAAUGAAUAAUAAUUUAAAGA